AUGGCUGGUCCUUCUCCGUCACCGCACAAGCCUCGUCGCAAGGCUAACACCAAGAAACCUGGCAAUGGCAAUGGCGGCAGCGAAAAGGCCCCUCGCACAGAAGCCCUAGUACGGGCGCCCGCGUUCCCUCUUGCGGCGUUUCUGUGGCCUGCGCGGACUUCUUUGUCGCAAUGGGAGGUUCUACCCGUAAUUCUCAUGGUGGUCGGUCUUUUUAGAUGGGCUGCUGGUCUGUGGGGAUAUUCUGGGUUCAGCAAACCGCCCAUGUUUGGAGACUACGAAGCGCAGCGGCAUUGGAUGGAGGUCACGACACAACUUCCCAUAUCGCAAUGGUAUUUCCACGAUCUCCAAUGGUGGGGUCUCGACUAUCCUCCCCUGACUGCCUACCACAGCUGGCUCCUCGGCAAGAUUGGCUCUCUCAUCGAUCCCUCGUGGUUCGCGCUCUUCACCUCUCGAGGAAACCAGGACCCCAACCUCAAGAUCUUCAUGAGGGCGACAGUCAUCAUCUCAGAGUACCUCAUCUACGUCCCAGCCGCGAUUGUCUUCGUGCGACGAUAUAGCAGACUUCAGGGGGUCACCAACUGGACAGCAUGGCUUGCGCUCGUCGCGAUCCUGAUGCAGCCUGCCACCAUUCUUAUUGACCAUGUUCACUUCCAGUACAACACCGUUAUGCUCGGAUUUGUCAUGGCGAGCAUGUCGAGUAUGCUGGCUGAGCGCUACAAGUGGGCAGCUGUCUUCUUCGUUGGCGCGCUGGGAUUCAAGCAGAUGGCUCUGUAUUAUGCCUUUAGCGUCUUCUCCUAUCUUCUCGGCCGCUGCGUCUACCCCCGACUUAACUUUACUAGGCUCUUUGGAAUCGGCCUUGUGACAGCUGUUUCUUUUGCUAUCCUAAUCCUGCCUCUGGUUCUUGGUACACUCUACGACAAGAGCCAGGGCAUCGAUCCUCAUGGAGACUCCAAGGAUUCUCCUUCGCUUCCCCUAUUUCCUCAGCUUGUCGAUAUUCUAGACACCAAAGCCUUUUACUGGCCUAUUGUGGAACAGUUGGUUCAGAUGGUUCACCGUGUCUUCCCAUUUGCGCGUGGUUUGUUUGAGGACAAGGUCGCCAAUUUCUGGUGCGCCGCCAAUGUUGUUAUAAAGCUCCGACAGUGGCCAACAGCUCUUCUUCAAAAAGCAGCUCUUGGGGCUACUCUUGGUUCGAUCAUUCCACCUAACAUCAUCCUCUUCCUGCGACCACGAAAGUCCACACUUCCUUUGGCUUUCGCUGCCACAGGUUGGGGUUUCUUCUUGUUCAGCUACCAAGUGCACGAGAAGAGUGUCUUGCUUCCAUUGAUGCCCAUGACCUUACUUCUGGCUGGAAAGCACGGGUUGAACAAGGACACACGAGCUUGGGUGGGCUUCGCCAACCUCUUGGGAGUCUGGACUAUGUUCCCUUUGCUCAAACGGGUCGACUUGAGAGUUCCAUAUGCGGUUCUGACCCUCCUCUGGUCCUACUUGCUAGGUCUCCCACCGACCUCUUUGAGCGCCUACUUCCAGGAAGGUCAAGCUGCCUGGUUGCAAUGGUGCACAGCAUUACUGCAUCUGCUGUUCUAUGUCGCCAUGGGCGCGUGGCAUGUUCUUGACACAUUUGUAACACCUCCUGCUGAUAAGCCCGACCUCUGGGUCGUGGCAAAUGUUGGAAUUGGUGCUGCAGGUUUCAUUAUCUGCUAUCUUUGGUGCUUCUUCAAGCUUAUCCAAGAGAGCGACCUACUGCCCGGAGGCUCAACAAGUAAGAAGGAUAAAAAGAGCAAGACCUUGUAG
Molecule: messenger RNA, 1791 nt
Organism: Fusarium fujikuroi IMI 58289
Lineage: Eukaryota; Fungi; Ascomycota; Sordariomycetes; Hypocreales; Nectriaceae
Product: related to glucosyltransferase
Exons: 2
Coding region: 1-1791 (596 amino acids)
Biological process (GO): protein N-linked glycosylation
Cellular component (GO): endoplasmic reticulum membrane
Molecular function (GO): dolichyl pyrophosphate Man9GlcNAc2 alpha-1,3-glucosyltransferase activity
Source: RefSeq, a predicted model, not a curated record